AUGCAUUCAGGGACUAAGAAGAAGAAAGAAGUACAUUGUCAAUUAAUUUGCUUUGGCGCAGGUGGAGAAGUUGGUCGUUCAUCUAUCCUUGUUGAAAUUGGAUCUAAAAAGGUUUUAUUAGAUUGUGGUGUAAAUUUUACAGCCACAGAUGAGAAAGACAGACUUCCAGCAUAUCAAGAUCCAUUCCCAAAGGUUGAUUUAGUACUUAUCAGUCAUAUUCAUACAGAUCACUUAGCAGCAGUUCCAUAUCUUACUGAAGUACUCAAAUGUCAAGCACCUGUAUACAUGACUCGUGCAUCACAAAUGAUGAUGCCUAUUAUGCUUGAUGACUUUCUUAAAGUUACCGAAAAUCCUCCAUACAAAGCAGAAGAUCUCACGAAUUGCAAGCCAAAAAUCAAAGUCGUCGAAUUUUACAGUCGCUUCGAAGCAGCUCCAGGCAUCUUCGUCCAAGCCUUCCCAGCGGGACAUAUCCUUGGCGCUGCCUGUUUCUUUGUCCAAGUUCGUGGUUUAUCAUUCAUUUACACAGGCGACUUUUCAGCGAUUGCAGACCAUCACUUAUCCGGUCAUGCAGUUCCUCGCCUGUUUCCAGACCUCCUUAUCACUGAAUCUACCUACGGAAAUCAAGUUCGAGACUCAAUCGCGAAACGUGAGCGAUCAUUCGUACAAAUGGUCCACCAGGUAGUUGGCGAAGGUGGCAAGGUACUCAUUCCUGUCUUCGCCGUUGGUCGUCUCCAAGAAAUAUGUUUAAUGCUCGAAGAUUACUGGAACAGAAUGGGAUACACGGAGCCAAUCUACUACACCACGAACCUCGGCGAGAACUGCAUGAAAGUCUACAAACAGUGCGUCAAUUGGAUGAAUCCGACCGUUCAAACAAAUUUAUUUGACAACGGAUCAACAGCCUUCAAGUUCACUUACUCAAGGAACUUCAAUCCCAAGAAGUCCAAGAUUGACGAAUCCAGAGGUCUCGUUAUGCUUGCUACGUCCGGUAUGUUAAAUCCGGGAACUCCAGCAUUUAAUUUCUUUGUCAACGAGAAAUGGUACGAUGAUCCACGCAAUAUGGUCAUAUUCCCGGGUUACUGCGGUCCAAAUACAUUCGGAAGAGCUGUUUUGACUCGAGAUUUGACCACAAACAGAGUUCAGUUCACUUCUCGUCGUCCGGCCAUGACGGUUGAUAUCAUUAUUAAAUGCAAAGUUGAAAGAAUCUCUUUCUCAGCUCAUGCAGACCAAUUUGAGAUAAUUUCUCUUUGUGAUCGCGUCAGACCAUCGAAAGUCGUUACAAUUCACGGCGACAAACCAUCAGUCGACGCCUUGGCAACGAGAAUCACUCAAACAACAGGAAUCCCUGCAGAAGCACCAAGAAAUAACGCAAAAGUGACAACUCCAACGAAAAAUCCAAAUGUUAUUUCUAUAUCUAGAGAUUGCGUUAACUUCGCUUUGGGACAGCCAUCUGCGUGUGAAGGAGUCAUUCUGAAGGACAGGGACAGGAGAUACAAGAUGAUUUCGCUGAAUGACUACAAGAAAAACUAUUCAAUCAAUGUCUACAAGUUGAAUAUUAAAAGAAGAGUUAAAUCUGCUGUUUCUAAGGAAAAAGUAGCAGAAAUGCUUAAGAAACUAUCAAUAGAAUACGUGAUAAAUGAAACUGAAAGCGUUUGCAAGGUAAUCGCUGGAGAAAUUACAAUCUCCUUUUUGGAAGAAUAUUUAGAAGUUUCUUUCCCUGUUGGUCAGAAAACAUUGGCAAACAAACUUUGCUGCUUGAUUGCACAAUAA
This is a messenger RNA of Trichomonas vaginalis G3, 1767 nucleotides long. Its product is annotated as cleavage and polyadenylation specificity factor family member family. Gene Ontology annotation, biological process: snRNA processing. NCBI's taxonomy places the organism in Eukaryota, Parabasalia, Trichomonadida, Trichomonadidae. Gene Ontology annotation, cellular component: nucleus. The transcript has a single exon. The record is from RefSeq and is a predicted model, not a curated record. The coding region runs from base 1 to 1767 and encodes 588 amino acids.